Messenger RNA from Durotheca rogersii, 1139 nucleotides. RefSeq lists its product as uncharacterized. The transcript is spliced from 5 exons. The record is from RefSeq and is a predicted model, not a curated record. Lineage: Eukaryota; Fungi; Ascomycota; Sordariomycetes; Xylariales; Xylariaceae. Bases 38 to 1096 code for a protein of 352 amino acids.
AUCCGAUCGAACUCCAAAGGUCAAGAGUCUAGUCACCAUGCAGCUGACUUCCAUCGCUGCCGUCGCGCUUCUGGCGCAGAAUGCCGCCGCCCAGUUCGGCAACACCAUGCUGCGGUUCGCCUGCUCCCAGCUGGUUGUCGAUCGUAUCGACCCUCUCGUCAACCCGGGCAUGAAGUACACUCCCCACCUUCACCAGCUGGUCGGAGGCAACUCGCUCAACGUCUCCAUGGACAUUGAGAAGCACGACUUGGCCUCGUCCACCUGCACGUCCUGCACGUUCAAGGAGGACAAGUCCAACUACUGGACUGCCGUCAUGUUCUACAAGGCCAGGAACGGCACCUACAAGCGCGUUCCCCAGGUCGGAAACGGCGGCCCCCAAGGAAAGCUGAUCAACAAAGGUGGCCUUGACCUCUACUACAUCCCCAGUGGCAAAGUCACUGCUUUCAAGAAGGGCUUCCGUAUGCUGGCUGGUAACGCGGCCAACACCGACGCGUCAAAGGUCCAGAAGGCAAACAUCUGCCACCGCUGCUGGACCUCGCCGAACGAGAACACCUUCGUCGGCGGCGCUCCCUGCACCGGCUCCGACACUGUUGAUAUUCCCAGCUCCAAGUCCUGCAAGAUGAUCCGGCAGACCAUCAUCUUCCCCACUUGCUGGGAUGGCAAGAACCUGGACAGCCCCGAUCACCAGACCCACGUCGCGUACAGCUCGGGCUCGGGCGCGACCGGCGGCGGCGCGUGCCCCUCGUCCCACCCCGUCAAGCUCCCGCAGAUCAUGUACGAGCUGAUGUGGAACGUGACUGAGUUCGCCAACAGCGCCGACUACCCGUCGGACGGCUCGAACCCCUACGUCUACAGCAUGAACCUCGGCGGCCCCGCGGCCCACGGCGACUACAUCUUCGGCUGGGAGGGCGACACGCUCCAGAAGGCCAUGGACAACAUCAACCGCUGCGGGCUCAACACGGACUGCACCGCCGCCGGCAUCCACGCCCAGACCCCGGACCAGUAUAACGCCUGCACCAUCAAGCAACAAGCGCCCGAGGAGGUCGACGGAUGGCUCGCUGCUCUCCCCAUGGGCGAGAUGGCUAUCAAGGCUUAGACGCACGUCGUCGCGCGAGGGGCAGGGAGGUAUUAAUCGUGCC